AUGGGAGAUAUACCUCCUCAGUCGCUUAACCCGACAUCCGCCCCCUUCAAUCUCACUGAUGUUGACCGCAAUGUCCUCUCUCAGACGGAUGAUGAGUUCGUCUAUCACGAUUGGGCUGAUCUCAAGAGCAUCAUAGCCGCAAAUAACCUUGAAGUAUUGAGGCGCAAGCCCAGUGACCUACGGCGCUACAUCGCAUGGACAACAGACAUUAAGGCGCAGUACGGAUCGAUCACAAAUUACAUCUAUCCCAGUGAUUACAAGAUCCUGCGCAAUGACUGGCCCUACGGCGUCACUUCAGAUAUCACGCAUCUAGUGAUAUGGCUCAAAAAUAGUAUCCCUGUUAGGGAAGACAGCGGGGAUAUGACUGAGGAAUCGCGUACCCUCAUUAAUGAUUUUGUUAUGCGAACGUUUGUUGCUAGGCUUGAGAAGCUCUUUCGUGAUGCGAAAGAUAGGGUUUUGUGGUUCAAGAAUUGGACAUCCCUGCAGAGCGUGAGAGCGGUGGAGCAUGUCCAUGUCGUUGUACGGGAUGCCCCUGAUGAGAUUAUUACUGAGUGGACUGGGGAACAUGCGAGAACUUAG
Molecule: messenger RNA, 579 nt
Organism: Histoplasma mississippiense
Lineage: Eukaryota; Fungi; Ascomycota; Eurotiomycetes; Onygenales; Ajellomycetaceae
Exons: 3
Coding region: 1-579 (192 amino acids)
Biological process (GO): N-acetylglucosamine metabolic process
Cellular component (GO): cytoplasm
Source: RefSeq, a predicted model, not a curated record